Molecule: messenger RNA, 1940 nt
Organism: Python bivittatus (Burmese python)
Lineage: Eukaryota; Metazoa; Chordata; Lepidosauria; Squamata; Pythonidae
Source: RefSeq, a predicted model, not a curated record
GGAUGACAAGGAUUUGGUUCAUGAAUUUGUUGUAGCAGAAGGCCUGGCUUGUUUAAUAAAAGUGGGAGCUGAGGCAGACCAGAACUACCAGAAUUACAUCUUGAGAGCACUGGGACAGAUUAUGCUGUAUGUAGAUGGGAUGAACGGAGUAAUAAAUCACAACGAAACCAUCCAGUGGCUGUAUAUACUCAUUGGGUCUAAGUUUCGUCUGGUUGUAAAGACAGCACUGAAAUUGCUCCUUGUUUUCGUGGAGUAUACUGAAUCCAAUUCAUCACUUCUUAUUGAAGCAGUGGCUAUUGUAGAUGAAAAGAGGGGUCUCAAGCCAUGGUCCAGUGUCAUGGAGAUCUUGGAGGAAAAGGAUGGAAUUGAUACAGAAUUACUAGUUUAUGCAAUGACAUUAAUAAACAAGACAUUAUCCGGCUUGCCAGAUCAAGAUUCCUUCUAUGAUGUUGUUGACUGUCUAGAAGAGCUAGGGAUGGAAAUUAUUUCCCAGAAACAUCUGAACAAGAAAGGAUCAGAUUUGGACUUAGUAGAGCAGUUCAACAUUUAUGAGAUGACAUUGAGACAUGAAGAUGGUGAUGACAAUGGAGAACCUCUUCCUACUGGCUGCAAAGACAGAAGAAGGGCCAGUCUUGGUUCCAGUGAACGAAGAGGACUAGAACGUAGGAGGAGCAGGAGGCAUUCCAUCCAGAGUGGCAAGAGCGCUUUAUCAGCCCCUGCCAGCCCCUGUACUCAUUCAAGCCCUAAUUUUGUGUGUGGCCGUAGACAGAGCACUGAAGAAUAUAGUGAAAAAGAGGAGGCAUAUGACGAGGAGGAAGAGGAACAGCCAGUCACAGAGCCCAGUACAGAGGAUGAGGGGGAGGAAGAGGCUACUAGGCAGGUCAAAGCCAGUGGGUUCUCAGAAAUACAGAAGGUUAAACAUGCUUCACAGGAUUCUGAUACUUCAACCAUCUCAAGUAUUGUUUCUCAGGAUGAAAAGCCUUCCAGGAACUGUAGAACAAAUAUUUCCAGGAGCUCAUCACCGCUUGUGACUGAUUCAGUUGCUUCACACUCUUUUUCUCAUCAUUCAUCACUCUCCUCAUCUGUCUUCAACAGCUCUUCCCAAAAUUCUUCAUGUGUUACUCCAAAGGCAUCUCCAAAUGUUGAGAAAUUACCUUAUGUACCAUAUAGCCCCUUUCACCUCUUCUCGUAUGAUGUUGAAGAGCCUCAAACAGCAAUGAAAGAAAAGGAAGCAGACGAGUUCAGGGAAAACAGGGCAUCUUUGGGUGGUCUCCUUACAUCAUCAUAUAGGCAACACCAAGAGUCCUUGGCAGCGGAAAGAGAAAGGAGACGUCAGGAGAGAGAGGAGAGGCUGCAAAGAAUAGAACGUGAAGAGAGAAACAAAUUCAAUCGAAAUUAUCUAGAUAAAAGAGAAGAGCUAAAACAAGCAAGAGAAGAGAGAUAUAAAUACUUGGAAAAAUUGGCAGCUGAAGAAUAUGAAAAGGAGCUGAGAAGUCGAAAUUUAUGUAGGGACAGGAGUGACUUAUCCUUGAAUUUGGGUGGUUCUCCAGUCCCAACUGCUACCGUUCCCAAAUGUACCACCCCAGGUUUAACAUAUUCUCCUGAGAAACCAUCGGCUUGUGUGACUUCUUGCAAAAGACCCCAAACUCCAGAAGGUAAGUGCUUGUCAGACUCAUUGCAAGUAUGCUUGACACUUCCUGUCGAUGAUGAUGAUGAUGAUGAUUUAUUACACAAACCAACAAGGGAAGAAGCAUCCUGUGCCAGUAAAGUAUCUGGUCCUUCUGGUAGCUGUAGCAAAAGUGGCCACAAAGGCACACAACCUCUGGCUGGACAGGAGGAGGAAGCCCUGCAACAAGCCAAUGGGAACCCAACAGAUAGCGGGCCUCCAAAAUUUCCUUUUCCACGACACCUAGAAUGUCUGCAUGGGAGACCUUCUGCUG